UUGUGUGAACACAUGAAACACGCUUUAUUGCAACGUGACUACUCAGACUGAUUACGUAAUAACGUGUGAUCCCCAGGUGUAAUCAUUAAAAUGACUAACCUGGAUUCCUGGAUGUGUUGUUGUGAAGAUGGAGGCCAGGCAGCAACCUUGGCUUGAGUUGGAAGAAAGCAGUUUAAGCGUUCGCAUCAAUCUGCACAAUUAAAGUCACCAUGAAUGUUGAAUCCCUCGCCCCAGAAGAAGGCACCUGCAAGACCCAGUGUGUGCGUGUUAACGGCGUUCCUACUCAUCUGAUGAAGGUUGAGCCAAAUUCAGCAGAGACAAAGGAAGUUGCGGAUGAGUCAGAUGUUCUGUUUCUAGUUAUCCCAGGCAAUCCUGGUAUAGUGGAUUUCUAUGAGGUAUUUAUGCUGACGUUAUUCAAGGCAAGUGGAUGUAAGGUUCCAGUAUGGGGCAUAUCCCAUGCUGGCCACACUUCCUUAACUCAGAAGCUUGAUGAUAAUGCACAAGGUCCCUACAGUUUGGUGGACCAGAUAGACCACAAGGCAGCAUUUAUACGAGAUUUCGUUCCUCCAGGCAAGAGAUUAGUUCUGAUCGGCCACUCCAUAGGUUGCCAUAUUAUUCUACAAGUCAUGAAGAGCAACCCGUCCCUCCCCAUCCUGAAGGCUGUGCUGCUCUUCCCCACCAUCGAGAGAAUGUGGGAUUCACCCAACGGCACGUUCCUAGCCCCAUUGCUCUGCUACUUUCGUUGGUUGGCUGUCUUCGGUGUCUUUCUCAGCUCCUAUCUCUCCGACUGGGUCAAGUGGAGAGCUAUCAAUUGGUUUUUUCGAGGAAGAAAGGUUCCACCGUGCACCUUUCAUGCUGCCCUGAAUCUCUUCAACCCAAGUUGUACAAACAAUAUCAUCUUCAUGGCAGCUCAUGAAAUGCGAGAAGUCGUGGAACCAGACCUAGAUGCCAUCGCUCAACACUUACCAAAGCUGCUGUUCUACUAUGGCGCCAAGGAUGGCUGGUGCCCCGUGGACUACUACUAUGACAUUAAGAAACUGUUUCCAGAGGGCGACAUUCGACUGUGCAAGCGCGGAAUCGCACACGCCUUCUGUUUAGAAUCGAGUGAAUUGAUGGCAGAUCUUACAUGGAACUGGUUAGGACAAGAUAUACAGAUUCAAGUUAAUUGAAGACAUAUUGAGUGUCUUGCAUUCCGUUCUUAAAUUUUUCCUUCCCCAAACCCAUUCAAAUUAAUCUAUACCUUAAAGGCAGUGGACACGUUUGGUAAACACUCGUAAUAAGUGUUAGCAUAAAACCUUACUUGGUAACGAGU
Molecule: messenger RNA, 1312 nt
Organism: Asterias rubens (European starfish)
Lineage: Eukaryota; Metazoa; Echinodermata; Asteroidea; Forcipulatida; Asteriidae
Product: lipid droplet-associated hydrolase-like
Exons: 6
Coding region: 210-1169 (319 amino acids)
Biological process (GO): lipid storage
Cellular component (GO): lipid droplet
Molecular function (GO): lipase activity
Source: RefSeq, a predicted model, not a curated record